CUUCGAUUCCCGUGAAUCCAGGGAGAAAAGAUGGUCAAGUCGUACUUAAAAUUCGAAGCGUCGAAAACUUUUGGCCUCGUUACCUCCGCUACAUCGAAUGUGGUCUGGAUAAAAGAUGAAGGUCCCUUGGCGGCUCCUCGCCAUACAGGCGCUGGGCGAGCAAUUGUAGGUGCCGGGGAAGAUAUCGUCUGUUGGGAUGUGAAAAAAGGAGAAAUGCUAGCGAAGUGGCGGGACUCCGAUUGCAGUGCGCGAGUUACCUGUAUUUCGCGGAGCAAAGCUGACGAGGAUAUCUUUGCGGUUGGAUAUGAGGAUGGCAGCAUUCGAUUAUGGGACUCCCGGUUGGGUACAGUUAUUAUUUCAUUCAACGGUCAUAAAACUGCAGUCACACAGCUAGCAUUCGAUCAAGGAGGAACACGGUUGGCAAGCGGCUCGCGAGACACUAAUAUUAUUAUAUGGGACUUAAUUGCAGAGGUCGGCCUCGUAAAAUUACGCGGUCAUACCGACCAGAUUACUUCGCUUCAUUUCUUGUCCGACUCCAACGCUGAAGAUGAUACUGCAGAACUACAAGAUGGCUCUGAGCAACAGAAGUUUCUCUUGAGCACGGGAAAGGAUUCGUUGAUCAAGAUUUGGGAUUUAUCUUCACAACAUUGUAUCGAGACACACAUUGCUCAAAGUAACGGGGAAUGUUGGAGUCUAGCCCUAUCACCCGACCAGAGUGGAUGUAUUACUGCCGGGAACGAAGGGGAGCUAAGGGUGUGGUCGAUUGACUCGAAUGCCAUGAAAGAAAUUGCAAAGGAGAAAGAAGGGGUGAAUAUGCAGAAGAUCCUGCUGGACCGGGGAAAUUUAUAUCGCCAGGGCAAAGAUCGAACGCUUGGCGUGCACUUUCAUCCGCACGCAGAUUACAUCGCCGUUCACGGCUCUGAAAAGUCGGUUGAAAUAUUACGUAUUAAAGGUGAAAAAGAAAUCCAGAAAAGUCUGGCCAGAAAGCGAAAGAGGAGAAAGGAGAAAGAUGGAGACCAGGACGGUGAAAACGCCAAUCUCGUACCGAGCGGUCCGGAUUCUCUCGCGGCUGUACCAAUAACUGAAAUCUUUGUGUCACACGCAAUUGUCAGAACUGGAGGAAAGAUCCGGUCAGUAGAUUGGAUGGGUGGAAAAGGAUUGCAGUUCCUCGCGGCAACGACAAACAACCAGCUGGAGGUUUAUAACGUUGUCUCUGCAGAGAAGAAGAAGAAGGAUCAGGAAGAGAUUGAUUACAGCCGGACAUUGUCCGUCGAGAUCCCCGGCCAUCGAACAGAUGUUCGAUCACUAGCACUAAGUUCGGACGAUAGGAUGCUCUCGUCCGCCUCUAAUGGAAACUUGAAGAUUUGGAAUAUCCGAACGCAGACGUGUCUCCGAACAUUGGACUGUGGUUAUGCUCUAUGUUCGACUUUCCUUCCUGGAGAUAAAAUUGUGGUUGUUGGGAACAAGAAUGGAGAACUAGAAGUGUUUGACAUCGCCUCGUCCACCCUCCUUGACACAAUUCAGGCUCAUGAAGGUCCGGUGUGGUCUCUGCAUGUUCAUCCUGACGGAAAGUCUAUGGUUACUGGUAGUGCCGACAAGACCGCGAAGUUCUGGAAGUUUGAGAUCGUUCAAGAGGAAAUUCUUGGCACCAAACGCACGAUGCCGAAGCUGAAGCUCGUACAUACGCGGACUCUCAAAGUGAACGAUGAUAUUCUUAGCCUUAAGUUCUCUCCAGAUGCUCGUCUGCUCGCUAUCUCUCUUUUGGACAACACAGUCAAAGUCUUUUUCGUUGAUACCCUGAAGCUUUUCUUGAAUCUUUAUGGUCAUAAACUUCCCGUCCUCAACAUGGAUAUUUCAUACGACAGCAAAUUAAUCGUCACUUGCUCUGCGGAUAAGAAUGUACGACUCUGGGGUCUCGAUUUCGGUGACUGUCAUAAGGCACUGUUCGCACAUCAGGACAGCAUCAUGGCGGUUGCGUUCAUGCCUAAUAACAAAGGAGACGGCCACAACUUCUUUAGCGCUAGCAAGGAUCGCCUAAUUAAAUAUUGGGAUGGCGAUAAGUUUGAGCAAAUACAAAAACUCGAAGGUCACCACGGGGAGAUUUGGUCUUUGAUAAUAAGCCAUUCUGGAGACUUCAUCGUUACCGCAAGUCAUGAUAAGAGUAUAAGAAUCUGGCAACAGACUGAUGAACAGAUAUUCUUGGAAGAGGAGCGAGAGAAGGAAUUAGAAGAGUUAUAUGAGCAAAACCUCGCUGAGUCUCUAGAUCGGGACGAAGCGGCUGCUGAAGGCGAUGACAAAGCAGAGGCCGUGGCCGCCAGCAAACAAACUAUGGAAACUUUAACGGCGGGAGAAAGAAUCAUUGAAGCUCUUGAACUUGGAAUGGAAGAUCUAGAGCUAUUGCGUGAGUUCAAUGAGCGCAAAGCCUCUAAUCCCAAGGUGGCACCCCCGUCCCGAAACCCUCUCUAUCUUGCAUAUGGCAAUGUUUCGGCCGAAAAGUAUCUUCUCAACACCAUCCAGAAGAUCCCCGCUGCUUUUCUGCAAGAUGCCCUUCUUGUCCUUCCUUUUUCACAACUCCCCGCUCUUUUUACAUUUUUGAAUAUCUGGGCCAGCAAAGAAUGGGAUAUUCCCUUGACGUGCCGCAUAUUAUUUUUCACCCUCAAGACGCAUCAUCGGCAAAUAGUGGCGAGCAAAAUGAUGAGACCGAUGCUGGAUGAUAUCCGAGGAAAUCUUCGACGAGUACUUUCCAAGCAGAAGGAUGAAAUGGGUUAUAAUUUGGCUGCGUUGCAGUUUAUUGGCGGGCAGGUACGAGAUAAGGGCAAGUCGGAUUACAUUGACGAGGAGAUGUGGGAACAGGAAGAACAGCAGCAAAGAGGUGUAAAGAAGAGACAGUUUAUCACUGUGGCCUGAAGAAAGCAUUAGCGAUGGAAAAAAAAAAAAGAUCUUUGGUCAAAAGUGGCGCCCUGGAAGGAGUUGCAAUUGUUAUUUUUUGGAUACCUUCCGGAGUUGCUGUGAAUAGUCGCCUUUGCAGAUGGUAACAAGGGCUUAUGUAUAAGUUAUUAUAAAGAGCAUAUCAUAAAGCAAGAAAUAGAUUUAAA
This is a messenger RNA of Coccidioides posadasii C735 delta SOWgp, 3095 nucleotides long. RefSeq lists its product as uncharacterized. Gene Ontology annotation, cellular component: small-subunit processome; Pwp2p-containing subcomplex of 90S preribosome. NCBI's taxonomy places the organism in Eukaryota, Fungi, Ascomycota, Eurotiomycetes, Onygenales, Onygenaceae. Gene Ontology annotation, molecular function: snoRNA binding; protein binding. The record is from RefSeq and is a predicted model, not a curated record. Gene Ontology annotation, biological process: maturation of SSU-rRNA.